AUGGCAGCAGAAGCGGUCAAAGACGGAGUACGACAGUUUACCGCUGGAGGUUCAGCAGGCUUGGUCGAGGUAUGUCUAAUGCAUCCAUUGGAUUUAAUCAAGACACGUCUGCAAGUUGCUCAACAUGACAGAGGAAUGAUGGAUUGUGUGCUAAAAACCUUCAGAAACGAGGGCUUUCUAGGAUUUUAUAAGGGAAUUUUACCGCCGAUUCUUGCUGAGACACCAAAACGUGCUACGAAAUUUUUCACCUUUGAGCAGUACAAGAAGAUAUUCAGCCAUCCAAGUGUUUCUCCGGCAAUCGUAAUUUCAUUGUCAAUGGCGGGAUUGUUCUGUGGUUUUACAGAGGCGAUUGUCAUCUGUCCGUUUGAAGUUGUCAAAGUAAGGCUCCAGUCCGAGCGAGGAGUAUCGUUGAUGCAGCAAAAGUCUACUGCAGCAGUGGCUAGAGAGAUUAUAAAAACAGACGGCCUGGGAUUGAAUGGACUCUACAGAGGAUUAAGUGCAACACUAGGCCGUCAUGGAGUGUGGAAUAUGUUCUACUUUGGUCUCUAUCACAAUCUGAAAACGUUCAUUCCAGACUCAAAGAAAUCACCUUCUAAAAACUUGGCAGGUCGCAUUGUAUUAGGUUUCGCAGCAGGUUCAAUAGCGUCCAUAGUGAACAUCCCCUUCGACGUGGCAAAGUCCCGUAUCCAAGGUCCUCAACCUGAUCCAGCUGUGAGGAAAUAUAAAGGAACCAUACAAACAUUUGAAUUAGUCUAUAAAGAAGAAGGCCUCGGAGCACUUUACAAGGGUCUCCUGCCGAAGGUGAUGCGUCUCGGACCAGGUGGUGCCAUUAUGUUAAUCGUCUACGAACAGGUGUACGACUGGCUGAAGAUUCAUACAUAA
Molecule: messenger RNA, 882 nt
Organism: Haemonchus placei
Lineage: Eukaryota; Metazoa; Nematoda; Chromadorea; Rhabditida; Trichostrongylidae
Source: the annotation of a GenBank genome assembly